GCACACACACACAUACUCGCACUCACACAGGCACAAUCACUACCAUUCGCACGUUCGCUCUUGCAUAAACAGGCAAUCGGGAAGACAAGGAGGCGGUGGGAAAGACGAUACCAGCCAGACGGUGAGAAGAAAGACUGCCGUGUGUGGUGCGUAGUCGUGUGUUUAAUGAGUCUACUGGAUUUCCUUCUGGAGGAGUUUGCAUUGUAUGCAUAAAGCUGGAUUCAGCUCCAAGUGCAGCUACAUCAUCCGUCUGCAUCACUUCUUUGUGCGUUAGCCAAAGCAGGACUAGAGCAGAUUGUGCGUGUGUCUGGAAGUAUCUGACAGCUUCCUGAAGGACCCAACGCUGUCCAGACAGACAGAGCGACUAAGGAAGAAAAAGCGAGGGAGACAAAGUCAAGGCAUGAGCAGGAGACCGGCGGCUUGCUUUCCAUAAGAAGUGAUCUCUCUGACCCCUCUUCCUUCCCUUAUUGCUUCUACCCCUUCUGUGCGCCCAGACCUGUCCUUGUACGGCUAUCCCAUCCUUGCCUUCCUCUUCUCUCUCCAUCUCUACGAUUUCCUCGCAGGAAAAGCAAGCGGAUAGUGCAGCUCACACGAGUGCAACUACCACACAGUGACGGACAGAAGGACAACCGGAGGUUCCGUGGCACUUCUCAUCACACGAUCACCUCUCUUAUCCAGCCUCUUAUUGUUUUGCCAUUUUCUAUACGGAUCUAGCUGAACAAGCAGGAGGCAUUUUAAGUUUUGGACCCAGCACGCAAGUCUUACUAGUGCCACGGCAAGAGGGAUUCCAGCUACAUGGGCAAACGCUUGGAACAGCAACCAAUGUACCCCCAGUACACCUACUACUACCCUCAUUAUCUCCAGACUAAGCAGUCCUAUGCCCCUCCCCCACCUCCAAUGGCUCCACCCAGCCCCAGCACCAACAGCAGCAGCCAGAGUGCAGUGGAGCAACUCAGCAAAACCAACCUGUACAUCCGUGGCCUCCCUCCUGGCACCACUGACCAGGACCUCAUUAAACUCUGCCAACCGUAUGGAAAAAUAGUGUCCACAAAGGCAAUACUUGAUAAAAACACAAACCAAUGCAAAGGCUAUGGCUUUGUGGAUUUUGACAGUCCUGCAGCAGCGCAGAAAGCUGUGGCCUCUCUAAAGGCUAGUGGAGUGCAGGCGCAGAUGGCCAAGCAACAGGAGCAGGACCCCACCAACCUGUACAUCUCCAAUCUGCCUGUGUCCAUGGAUGAGCAGGAGCUAGAAAACAUGCUCAAGCCCUUCGGCCAUGUCAUUUCCACACGGAUACUGAGAGAUGCCAGUGGAGUUAGCCGAGGUGUUGGAUUUGCGAGGAUGGAGUCCACUGAGAAAUGUGAUGUGGUAAUUCAGCAUUUCAAUGGCAAGUUUCUCAAAACCCCGCCAGGAGUGCCAGCACCCGCAGAGCCUCUGCUGUGUAAGUUUGCAGACGGGGGUCAGAAGAAGCGACAGAGCCAGAGCAAGUACCCCCAGAACGGCAGGCCGUGGCCUCGGGAAGGAGAGAGUGGCGUGGCAUUACCCUACGACCCUGCCGCAAUGCACAACGGGUUCUACUCCUCACCAUACAGCAUUUCCACCAACCGCAUGAUCGCCCAGACAUCAAUCACUCCAUUCAUUGCUGCCUCACCAGUCUCCACAUAUCAGGUGCAAAGUACGUCCUGGAUGCCUCACCAGCAGUAUGUUAUGCAGCCUACUGGUGCUGUGAUUACGCCAGCUAUGGACCACACCCUUUCCAUGCAGCCAGCCAACAUGAUGGGGCCACUUACCCAGCAGAUGAACCAUCUGUCCUUAGGCACCACUGGCACUUACAUGACAGCAGCUGCUGCUGCAGCACCUAUGCAGGGAACUUACAUUCCCCAGUACACUGCGGUGCCUGCCUCAGCCAUCUCAGUGGAGGGCGUGGUGACAGAGGCUUCUCCGCAAAGUGUCCCUCCCUCUUCCCAGGAUUCCAGCGGGCAGCAGCAGACUCUGUGUGUGGAUGGCACAGGCGAUCAUGGACCCACUUACUCCUACCAGCCUGCGAAAUAACAAGAGGAGGAGAAGGGGGGUGUUUGGGUGACUGCGUUGCCUUGAGAUUGGGGGACUGUGCUGAGGACGAAAGGAAAGACUGAGCA
Messenger RNA from Trichomycterus rosablanca, 2135 nucleotides. It is a transcript of the gene rbms3, whose product is annotated as RNA binding motif, single stranded interacting protein. The record is from RefSeq and is a predicted model, not a curated record. Gene Ontology annotation, molecular function: mRNA binding. The coding region runs from base 796 to 2049 and encodes 417 amino acids. The transcript is spliced from 14 exons. Gene Ontology annotation, cellular component: nucleus; cytoplasm; ribonucleoprotein complex. Lineage: Eukaryota; Metazoa; Chordata; Actinopteri; Siluriformes; Trichomycteridae.